AUGGCCGACCCACUGCCACCACCACCGCCGGCGACCCACACUGUCCAGCUGCCCCACGAUGAGCAAAUCCCCCGCUACCCACCGGAAAUCGCCAAGAGGAUGGCGGCCCUCACCCGCAUACAAGAACGAGCCACCACGAUGGAGGCGGAGGCGUUGAUCGCCCGCGGCCGCCGGAGAUUCUUCUGCCUCUUCACUCUCAGCCUCGUCUCGCUCGUCGCCGUCGCCGCCUCUGCCGCCGCCGCAAUGUACCUCGUCUUCGAUUUCAAGUCGCCGGAGUACACUGUGCUUGCACUCGCGAUCCGAGGCCUGGAUAACCUGACGUCCUCCUCCGCGCCUAUCUCGCCGGAAAUCACCGUCACCAUCCGCGCGGAGAACCCCAACGGCAGGGUCGACAUCUACUAUCUCAACCACGGGGCCGCCGGCGUCUCGUGUGGAGGCGUCCAGCUGAGCAGCGGCAGAAUGACGGCGUUCUACCAGCCGAGGAGGAGCGUGGCGGUGGUGCGGGUGAUGCUGGCAGGGUCCGGCGUGGAAUUGGGCGGCGGCGCGGCCUUUUUGACGGCGUUGAGAAGCGCGGAGAGGAGGCAGAGGGUGCCGUUGGUGGUGAAGGUUGAGGCGCCGAUUGUGUUUGAAGUGGGGUCGGCGAAGACGUGGAAGAUGGUGAUCAGAUUGAGAUGCCUCGUCGUUGUUGAUGCUUUGGCUGAAAAGGCCGAGAUUUUUGACAAAAAGUGUGGUCAUACUGUGAGAUUAUGGUAA
Messenger RNA from Striga hermonthica, 753 nucleotides. The record is from the annotation of a GenBank genome assembly. NCBI's taxonomy places the organism in Eukaryota, Viridiplantae, Streptophyta, Magnoliopsida, Lamiales, Orobanchaceae.